This is a messenger RNA of Camellia sinensis, 522 nucleotides long. The record is from RefSeq and is a predicted model, not a curated record. NCBI's taxonomy places the organism in Eukaryota, Viridiplantae, Streptophyta, Magnoliopsida, Ericales, Theaceae.
AUGCAAGCUGCAGGCAUAAUUUCAGAUUCUCAAACUUAUGGUAUCUUAUUGGAUGGGUUGUGCAAAAAUGGGCACAUUUCUGAAGCAUUGUCAUUAUUCCACGUGAUGGAAAGCAAUAGUUUACAUCUUGAUAUUCUUGAUACUGCAAGGGCCCUUUUCAGUAACCUUUCUUCCAAGGGUUUACAACCUGAUGUUAAGACAUACACUACGAUGAUACAAGGUUUUUGUGAAGAAGGCCUACUGCAUGACGCUAAAGAGUUGUUUGUUAAAAUGGAACAUAAUGGUUGUUUGCCAAAUGAUGUCACUUACAACACUAUUAUCCGAGGAUUUAUUGGACAACAUAAGUGCUAUGAGGCAUUAAUACUGGUUGAGGAAAUGGUUCAAAGGGGUUUUUCAGCAAAUGCAUCCAAUUCUUCCUUAGUCAUAGAUAUACUCUCAACUAAAGGACAAGAUCCUGCUCUCCAAGAAGUGAUAAAGAAGUAUAUGCCCAAAGAUAGUCAUGGAAUGCAAGAGAUUGAGUAA